This is a messenger RNA of Gasterosteus aculeatus aculeatus (three-spined stickleback), 938 nucleotides long. RefSeq lists its product as uncharacterized. NCBI's taxonomy places the organism in Eukaryota, Metazoa, Chordata, Actinopteri, Perciformes, Gasterosteidae. Gene Ontology annotation, cellular component: cytoplasm; nucleus. Gene Ontology annotation, biological process: regulation of DNA-templated transcription. The record is from RefSeq and is a predicted model, not a curated record.
CUCUGCCACCAGCUGCCCGAUGAAAAUCAACGUUACAGAAUCUAAAUCAGUGUUUAAGUGGACCAGCGACCUGGACGACUUAUUUUCUUUCCACAUCGAGGCUACAAAGUCGAGCCGAAAAGUGCACCAUGAACCACACCGAAGGACAUGGGUCCAGGCGACCCACGGUGCCUCCGCUCUCCAGCAGGACGCUGCGCCACCCUUCCUUCAUGCCUGUGUACAUGGCUGCGGAUUUUGCGCACCAUCGCACGAACCGGCGCAACCCAACGCUGCCCGUCAUCACCCCAGCAGAGUUGUUCUACACCGAUCCCACCAUGAGCUGUGGGAGGAGGGUCCCCAACGCGCUCACUGAGUUGAGGGUUCUCGAUUGCUUCCGCCUCAACACCCCACCACCAGUCAUGUCGGCAUUCCCUUCUCCACCGAGCCGCCCCGCCCCGUUCAGAUGGGGGACGCACCCCACCAGGGACCUGGGCAGCCUCUCCUUGAGGGUAAACACUCCGCGUCCUCCUGCGGGGCCGAGGCGGCUCGUCGUCCAGCUUACCCAGGAGGAGGACCAGGCCGUCACUAAUCUCCUGAAACUGCACCACCAAGAAGUGCCUCUCCGGAGUGAGGAGACCCUGACGGGGGCCCUCGGGCCCCUCUGCAGCGAGGUGCCACGUGCGAGAGCGGCUGGUCCGCUGCCGCUCGCGGAUUGUUGGUCAGAUUUGGAGCUCGAGGCGGCGGACGUCCUCUUGAGCGGCUUCGGCCCGAUGGAGAGGGACCGAAUCUAGAAGCAGAUCCGAACCAGAGGGUCUUCAUGCCCCCGGGUUUAGUUUACUGUCACUAUGGAAACCAGUUCUUUGCACCGUUAGCUCAUGUUUUAAUCUUGGUAUUCACCAGAAAGUUCGAGAAUGAGAAUCUGCUUGUCACUUUUUUCAAUAAAAAUGAUCAAACAUUGA